UAAGCAACACAGCACAACUUCGUCAGCGUUUGCCACCAGAAUCGAGAAAAGCUGUAUUUAUCGUUUGUCCACGUUUGGAAUCAGAAAGGGAUAGCGAGUUGGGUAUCUUCGCAUCGUCUUCCGGAGAUUCACGCGGAUUGCCUCGAAUUUCACUGUUAGUGAAAGUGGGGCUCCCUAUCUCGUGGAAAGAUUCUAGAAAGCCACAAGACGUGUAGUACUUGAAUAUACACAUCAUGUCAGGAAAAGUUGUGAGUCACCGCGCGAAGAUCCUGUCCAUGUACCGUGAUGUACUUCGCUUAUCCCGAACCUGGGAGCGGUCCAGCGAGAGGCAAUAUAUCAGGGAUGAGGUGCGAACUCUUGUGAGAAAGAACAAAUUCCUCACCGAUUCAAAAGAAAUUGAUUUUAAGGUUCACGAGUUUGAGACUAGAAUAGAGACGGGAAUUCACUACAAAAUUCCAUACCCCCGUCCCGUUAACGUGGCACCAGGUGCUACAGGAAAGGACCCAGAAACUGUCACACCUGUUUAUCUCCAUUCGUACAAAGAAGGAACAGCCUCGGAGAGCUCGCCCCGAAGAAAAGCCAAUGUCCCCAUAUAUGAUGAGUAG
Molecule: messenger RNA, 605 nt
Organism: Chondrus crispus (carragheen)
Lineage: Eukaryota; Rhodophyta; Florideophyceae; Gigartinales; Gigartinaceae
Exons: 3
Coding region: 234-605 (123 amino acids)
Cellular component (GO): mitochondrion
Source: RefSeq, a predicted model, not a curated record